Molecule: messenger RNA, 5190 nt
Organism: Leptopilina heterotoma
Lineage: Eukaryota; Metazoa; Arthropoda; Insecta; Hymenoptera; Figitidae
Gene: ssp3
Product: S phase cyclin A-associated protein in the endoplasmic reticulum
Exons: 15
Coding region: 199-4989 (1596 amino acids)
Source: RefSeq, a predicted model, not a curated record
AUUCACGUUGAUUGGCCAUCAGGGGAACCAGGGGCCCAGGGGCGUAUUUUGCUCAAAUCCUUAUUAAUCUACAAAAUGUCAUCAUGGUCAUCGUUUGUAAUCAAAAUGCAAAUAUUCAAUAUUUCUUUUACGAGAAUAAUUAGUUUACUGGCGUCAUCUCAAAUUUUUUCCUCUGCAGAUUCAUAAUAGGAUUUGAAAAUGGAAGACGUAAGAUUAUUGAUACAGGAAGAAGGUCGAGCUGCUAGAAAUUUAAUAGCUUUCAACGUACCAGUUGGCACAAGUAACUCAGAAAAAAUUACACGUAAACCUCCAAGUGUUCCCAGAGCAACUUUAUCGAAUUCUACGAAACGAUCAGUAAAAUCUAAUGCACGAGUAAGAUCGGCCUCGACUGGACGAGACAAAAAAUCGGAAUUACAUGCCCGAUAUUGGGCGUUUUUAUUCGGCAAUUUACAACGAGCAAUUGAUGGAAUUUAUCAAACCUGCGAAGAAGAUGAAAAUAUAUCAGAAUGUAAAGAAGUAAUACUAGUUCUAGAGAAUUAUGUGCGCGAUUUCCAUAAUUUGAUAGAAUGGUUCAAGGUAAAAUGGGCCUAUGAAAGUACCGUGCCACCAUUGAGACGCACACCAUUAGCAUGGGAAAUUAGAAAAACUUCACCCUGUCGUUUAUGGAAUUCCACACCAAAGUCAACAAGUCCCCUCCAAAGAUCCAGUCCUACGGGUUCUGCUUGUAAAAGUCCAAUUGAAACUUCAUUUGACAGUAGAUCUGUCUCAAGUGAUGGUAAAAUUAAUUCCAUACAAGAGGAACCUGAAAAAACACCUCACAAUGAAUUUAUCGAUAAAAAUCCAAAAGAAACACGAAAAUAUGUUGUCAAGAAAAAUUCCGAACCGACAAACAAUGAGAAAUCUCACAUAAAAAUUGGUUGUAAUACAACAGUGAAAAAACCAACUGUUAAUGCAGGAAACGAAAAUAUUUCGCAUCAUCAAAGUGAAAAUAAUACCACUGAGGUAAAGAAUCAUUCAAAAGUAUUAAAUUCGAAUCAGAAUUCUAAAACAAACACUGACAGUGUUCACUGCACUAAGAGUGUAGUGGGAAAUUUCACCAACAAGAGUAAUGUAGAAACAAUAAAGAAUGAAAUUAAUCUCUCGUACGUGGAAUAUUCCAAUGAAAACGAAAAUAGAAAUAUUACUUGCACUCCAAAUGAAUAUGCCUCUGUUGAAAAGAAAAAUACGGAAAAGAGUUUAUCUAGGGAAAAUUCAAAUUUACUAUCGAAGAGAUAUUUUAAACCGAUUGUUAAAAAACAACCGACCUUUCACACUCGGGAAAUAGUGAGAAGUAAAGUUUCCAAUCAGUCUACUACUACUACUGCUGCUGCUUCUGCUCCCAGUGCGACAGUGAAUAGAACUCGACCUAAGGUUAUACCGGUGGUACAACCAGCUUAUUCGACUGUUUCAAAAGGUCUACCAUCAACGGCGAAGACAACACGAAAUCUUCCCGAAAGACCGAGAAUGUUUCGAAGUAAAACUACUUUGUGUGCUAGGGAAACAACGAGUGCUGCUCCAAUGCGACAGGGAACUUCUGUCUUGAUUAGAAGACCGUUACAGUCUCAAUCGACCAAUCAGAAACACGAUCAGAAUUCAAGCAAGGGAGCUGAAGACAUCAGUGCCUCUGUCGAGGUUCUACCAAAACAAAGUACAAAAAUUAAAGAAGACGGCGACGGAUGGCAAACAGUGCGAAGUCGUUACAGAAGAGGAAGUUCAAAUAAUCUCAAUAUGUCAACACGUUUUCAUAAACCAAGCACUGCUAUUUCAUUGCCAGCACUUUGUCUAGACAAUUCUCCAGAGAAGAAUAAAAAAUCAUUUACUCCCGAUGGAAAUCAAAGACAACGAAAGAGUAAAAGUAUCGGUACAAAGAAUGACGAGACAAAAGAAUUAAAAUUGAAAACUGUCAAUGACAAUGUGAAUUCAAAUGUCCAGGGAAUUUGUGGUGAUGAAAAAUUAGACCAAAGAGAUAUACCGAAUAUUAAUGACACAAAUUCAACUUCCGUAAUAGCGGCUAUUUUUAAAAAUGAAGCCGAACUCCUGGAGAAAAGAAUACAACAAUUUAUGGCCGCCCAGGCAGAAAGAGAGAGAAUUAUUUUAGAGGAGGAGCGGAAAACAGAAGAGGCAGACACUCAAAGAUCUCAACAACUUUGUGAUGAGGAGGCAUCAUUACAGAGGCAAAUUAUGGAAUUGGAGUCUAGUGAAAUUGAUGUCGACACUGAAACUGAUGAGAUGGAUGGUGAAAUGGCUUUGGAAAUAGAAGAGGACAUUUCAAUUGGUCCGAUUAAUGACAAUAUUAGUAUAGAGGACAGAUAUGAAAACAUGUUGGAAGGAAUGUCCUGGGCCGAACAAAUGGACACUUUAGCUCAAUUACAAGCACUGGACGCUCGUCAUCCUGGUCGCGCUUUAGAGCUUCAUCAGAAACUCUCAUCUCCGUCCAGAAAGAGAUCUUUAGCGGAAACUCUAAGACGUUUUCAAACAAAACAGGCUUGCGCCCAACAUAAACGGCAAAAAUUGUUGAUGGAAAAAUCACAGCGACUAAGGGAACUAUUGAAUAAAGUUGAGGACGUGAAGAGUGCAAAAACACAAUUAAUUGAAGACAAGAGAAUUCGAUUGGAAAUUAAACUCAAGCGAGCUGAGGAGAAUAGAACUCAACAUCUUUUGGAAGUUGUGAGAAAGGCGCACGAUGAAGAUUCGAAAUUAAAAGAAAUUGCCUUUAUUAAUGAACUUGAGGCACAAAAUAAGCGGCACGAUUUCAUGGCAUUGUGUCAGGAACAAGAGGAACGCUUGCAGAGUAUACAAGAGGAGCGUCAACGUCGACAGGAGGAAAAAGCAGCAAAAGAAGCCGCUGCAGAGGAGCGAAGACGAGCUCUCGAGGUAGAGAGACAAUUGCGAAUACAAAAAAUGCGAGAAGCCCGACGUGAACGCGAAGAACGGGUUGGAAAAAUGCAAUUAGAAAGGGAAAAAGAACGUCAGGAACUUGCUAGAGAAAAGGCGAGAGACAGAGAAGAACGUUUAUCGGCUCUACACGCUGCUCAACUGGCAAAUCAAGAAGAGUUACAAAAGAAAAUUGCUCAAAAACAACAAGAGUCGGCUAGAAGACAUGUGGAAAAUAUAGAACACAUACGUCAAAGAGCUGUGGAAUUAUCAAUAUUGAGAUCAGAAGAAGUUCCUCCAACUCUAAAGUCAUAUCCUGCUCAAAAGCAAUGUUCGCUUUGUGGAACACUGAUUCCAAAUGAAGUUUAUCUCUUGAGUCAUUUAAAGGAGAAAUCUCACCUGGAAGCGGUGAGGAAAAUGCACGAUGGUCGAGAGCCUUGUCGCGAUGAAUUGCAACGAUUUAAUAUAACUCAAAUACGUGAUAUACAAACGCCAUUGAAAAAUAAUAACAGUGCAAACAGUGAGAGUAAGGCAGCGAAAGAAAAGCAAAAGGCAUUAAAGCGUCGGAGUCGAAAAAUUAAACAACGCAUGGCUGUUCGUGGACAAGAAUGGGAGGAGACGUUCAAAAAAGAGAAUGCACCGUCCUCUUCAGAUUUGGGAAAUAAAAUUAAGUUCAAACGAAAUUUGAAGGAUUUGGAGAAACUUUGUCAAAAUCAUGCGAAAUCUUCGUGGAGCAGUAGUGUCAUUGCAAGUCUUGAGAGAAAUUUGGGAGAACUUAAUCGUUCUUUGUCAAAAAUUUGUUCUUCGGAGCAAAAGGCAUUUCUCCAGUUGGGUGGCUUCGAUAUUCUGACAAAUCUGCUGACAUUGGGUUUAAAUUCUCAAAAUUCGCCGAAUACACUGCCCAACAAGAGUCUUGUUUCGAUUUUGCGAGUCUAUAAGAUUGGAAUAAUUGACAACAUUAACAAUAUUGAAGCCGUUCUACUUAGCAACAAAGUUCUCGUCUUGCUGGAUCUAAUUAUUCAUCGACUGGAGGCGGUGACCGCUCUUGACGAUCACUCUCAAGCUCAGGAAGCUUCUAACAACACAAGCGGAAACGGAUCUGUAGCAACUGGGGCGAUACAGUUGCUCUGCAGCCUUAUUUCUGAAGUGCCUUUCGAAAAACCUACCCUCCACGCUCGCCUACAGGACAUCGUCGGGUAUCUGGUGAUGGGUGGUCUGGUGGAUCGCGUGUCACGUCACAGUCGAGCAUUGAUCGAGACUGACUUCUUUCUGGAUCAAGAGCGAGAUUCGCCUCUUCUUUUGGCCUCCUAUGACCUAAUGUCUCGAAUUUGUUGUCACUUGAAACGAGUUGGCAAGCAGGAGGAACUCAUUCAUUCUGGAGAGAAUAAUAUCAACAGUUCCGAACAAUCGGCCGCAGAAGCUCAUCUUAUAAGCUGCCUAGUUUCCACAGAAGCUGCUGGUGCUGUUGGCUCACUUUAUGCAGCCAUUGCUCUCACCUCACAAAAUCAGAAAGGCUCAUCUCCAACUCCGAAUCAAAUUGGUCCUUCAUCUUCCACAAAAGCCCUCGCAACUCAAGGACUCAAACUCCUCAGAUCGAUCGCCGAAUUGGACUUGGCAAAAUUGCAGAAUCUCCUGGGCACUGAGGGAACAAAUCUCCAAUGGCGAAUAGUAGCCAGUCAUCUUAUCACUCGACUCUCACGUGAAUCCCUGCCAGAUAAAUUGGAACUUAGUGCUACCAUGAGUACCAUCAGCAACACGCAUAUCCUCAACGAGCUUUUCGUUGUUCUUGGAUAUUUUGCUGUCAAUAAUCCAGAAAAUCAGUUGAUUUUACAAUCGGCUGGCGCUGGUCCAAGUGUUCUCCAACAAUUAUGUACUUUGCCGUUUCCAUUUUAUGGUGAUCCACGACUCGCUCAGUCGACACUUCCGACACUUUUAGCGGCCACACACUGCAACCCUGAAGCAAAGUCAAUUUUAUCUUGUGAGCUCUCGUAUCAGCUACUUGAAGAGUACAGAAACUCCGAGGAAGGUAAACUAAAUUCCCUGGUACGUUUACUGAAAGAGGCGCCUAGUCUGUAACAAGCGAUUUCAUUUCCAGUGCGUAAAAACAUUUAAUUAGUCGACUAAUAUUUCUCAGUGUGGUGAGUUCGAAUUUUGGAACCGAUUAUAGUAUUAAAAAACAAAAAAAAAAAAACCUUAUAGAAAUGUUAUUUUGUUUUGCAAAAUGUUUUCAAAAUGUUGAAAAAUUUAUUUUCAAAUUAAAAGAAUAUUUUUUCUUUA